Condylura cristata (star-nosed mole) is the source of this 794-nucleotide messenger RNA. It is a transcript of the gene RPS2, whose product is annotated as ribosomal protein S2. The record is from RefSeq and is a predicted model, not a curated record. Gene Ontology annotation, molecular function: structural constituent of ribosome; RNA binding. The transcript is spliced from 7 exons. Gene Ontology annotation, biological process: translation. Gene Ontology annotation, cellular component: cytosolic small ribosomal subunit; ribosome. Bases 94 to 759 code for a protein of 221 amino acids. NCBI's taxonomy places the organism in Eukaryota, Metazoa, Chordata, Mammalia, Eulipotyphla, Talpidae.
CGGGGUCGGGGCCGCGGCAGGGGCGCUCGUGGAGGCAAAGCCGAGGACAAAGAGUGGAUCCCGGUCACCAAGCUGGGCCGCCUGGUCAAGGACAUGAAGAUCAAGUCGCUGGAGGAGAUCUAUCUCUUCUCCUUGCCCAUCAAGGAAUCUGAGAUCAUUGACUUCUUCCUGGGGCCAUCCCUCAAGGACGAGGUCCUGAAGAUCAUGCCGGUGCAGAAGCAGACCCGGGCCGGGCAGCGCACCAGGUUCAAGGCGUUUGUGGCCAUUGGGGACUACAAUGGACACGUGGGGCUGGGCGUGAAGUGCUCCAAGGAGGUAGCCACCGCUAUCCGCGGGGCCAUCAUCCUGGCCAAGCUCUCCAUCGUGCCCGUGCGCCGAGGCUAUUGGGGGAACAAGAUCGGCAAACCACACACUGUCCCUUGCAAGGUGACCGGCCGCUGUGGCUCAGUGCUGGUGCGCCUCAUCCCCGCGCCUAGGGGCACUGGCAUCGUCUCCGCCCCGGUUCCCAAGAAGCUGCUGAUGAUGGCUGGUAUCGACGACUGCUACACCUCGGCCAGGGGCUGCACUGCCACCCUGGGCAACUUUGCCAAGGCCACCUUCGACGCCAUCUCCAAGACCUACAGCUAUCUCACCCCCGACCUCUGGAAGGAGACCGUGUUCACUAAGUCUCCUUAUCAGGAAUUCACGGACCACCUGGUGAAGACCCACACAAGAGUCUCCGUGCAGAGGACCCAGGCUCCAGCCGUGGCGACCACAUAGUUUGGUAACAGGAAAUAAAGUGGACUACGCCUGUG